Oryza sativa Japonica Group (Japanese rice) is the source of this 891-nucleotide messenger RNA. Its product is annotated as pectinesterase inhibitor 8. Lineage: Eukaryota; Viridiplantae; Streptophyta; Magnoliopsida; Poales; Poaceae. The record is from RefSeq and is a predicted model, not a curated record. Gene Ontology annotation, molecular function: enzyme inhibitor activity.
UUUUUGUUGGCGUAUGGUGCGAUAGCAUUUAUCUAAAAAAAAAUAUGACCAUCCCACCAAGAUAUGUUAUAUAUAUUCACACAAUAAAUACCAGCUAAGAUAUGUCAUAUGUUUUCAUACAAUAGAUAAUGAAACGAAAUCAAAUAUUUGGCAGUAAUUUAAUACUCAUUACUCAUGCAGCUGUAUAUAAUACGUUUCUACAGCUACCUCUGCCUAUAAUAAACCACUCCGGUUAGUAGUCCAGUACUAAGAUUGUAAGCCAAACAAUCCACUUCACUCCACUCCAGUACUAAGAUUGCAAGUCAAACAAUCCACCAUUAAAAGUGACCACCUCUCUUCUCCGAGUCCAACAAGAUGAGACCAUCAUCCCUUGCUCUCGUCGUCAUUGUAGCCACCGCCAUCCUUACGUUGAGUGGCGCCGCACACGCGGACGUGCAAGGAACAUGCAAGGCCGCGGCCGGCAUCGACAGCCGCAUCAGCUACAAGUUCUGUGUGUCCAAGCUGAGCAACCACCACCUCAGCCCAGACGCGGACACACGGGGCCUAGCCUUGAUCGCGGCUAGUUUGGGCAUCUCCAACGCGGAAGACACGGUCUUCGACAUCAAGGGACUUGUAGCCAAGCCAGGCACCGGUGCCAAGGCGAAGCCGUUGCUUGCGCGGUGCCAGGAGCUGUACAACGAGAUGUCCUUUGUGUUCGCCGAAGGAUACGACUGUAUCAACGCGCAAAGCUACGCUGCGGGGAAGGAGAAGGUGGGAGAGGCCAUCCCCCUCGCGCGCCAGUGCGACGAUGCCUUCGCCAAGGCCGCCGUCCCGUCGCCGCUGGUGCAGCGUAGCUGGUGCUCCGUGCAGAUGUCGAUCAUCUGCACGGCCAUAACCAACCUCAUCAAGUGA